This is a messenger RNA of Heteronotia binoei (common prickly gecko), 1924 nucleotides long. Its product is annotated as zinc finger protein 883-like. Gene Ontology annotation, biological process: regulation of transcription by RNA polymerase II. The record is from RefSeq and is a predicted model, not a curated record. Gene Ontology annotation, molecular function: RNA polymerase II cis-regulatory region sequence-specific DNA binding; DNA-binding transcription factor activity. The coding region runs from base 1 to 1911 and encodes 636 amino acids. Lineage: Eukaryota; Metazoa; Chordata; Lepidosauria; Squamata; Gekkonidae. The transcript has 3 exons.
AUGGAAGAGCAGAACCCAGAAGGACCUGGGAUAGGGAAGGCAGCAACUGAAAGCCUCCCUCCCACCCAAGCCGGGAGUGCUGUUAAAUUCUGGGAACGCCUGGUGACAGUUAUCCAUGAUCAGCUCACUGCCAUCUCAGAUGUACAUCGCCAACGCUUCCGGCAAUUCUGCUACCCGGAGGCUGAUGGGCCCCGAGAGAUGUGGGCACCAUCCGUGAAGACAGAAGCUGCAAUUCCACAGGCAGAAGGAGCUUCUUUGGAGCAAGGGCAGAGGGUGCAGGCCACGGAGCAGGACCAAGAUGCCCUCUGCUGUGGUAAAGAACUGUCGUGGCUGGGUGCAACCGUGGCACACUGUGAAUUUGAUGGAACCCACACAAGGGAGAAGCCAUUCAAAUGCACUGAGUGUGGAAAGAGAUUCAGUCGGAGUAAUCAUCUUCAACAGCAUCAAAGAACCCACACAGGGGAGAAACCUUUUGAAUGCACAGAGUGUGGAAAGAGAUUCAGUUGGAGUAAUAGUCUUCAAGGCCAUCAAAGAACCCACACAGGGGAGAAACCAUUCAAAUGCACUGUGUGUGGAAAGAGAUUCAGUCAGAGUAAUCAUCUUCAACAGCAUCAAAGAACCCACACAGGGGAGAAACCUUUUGAAUGCACAGAGUGUGGGAAGAGAUUCAGUCAGGGUGGCAGUCUUCAACUGCAUCAGAGAACCCACACAGGGGAGAAACCUUUUGAAUGCUCAGAGUGUGGGAAGAGAUUCAGUCGGAGUAGCAGUCUUCAAGAGCAUCAAAGAACUCACACAGAGCAGAAAUCAUUUGAAUGCACAGAGUGUGGAAAGCGAUUCAGUUGGAUUAGCGGUCUUCAAAAGCAUCAAAGAACGCACACAGGGGAGAAACCUUUUGAAUGCUCAGAGUGUGGAAAGAGAUUCAGUCGGAGUAAUCAUCUUCAACAGCAUCAAAGAACCCACACAGGGGAGAAACCUUUUGAAUGCACAGAGUGUGGGAAGAGAUUCAGUCAGAGUAGUCAUCUUACAGAGCAUCAAAAAACCCACACAGGGGAGAAACCAUUCAAAUGCACGGAGUGUGGAAAGAGAUUCAGUCGGAGUAGCACUCUUCAAGAGCAUCAGAGAACUCACACAGAGCAGAAACCAUUUGAAUGCACAGAGUGUGGAAAGAGAUUCAGUUCGAGUAGUGGUCUUCAAAAGCAUCAAAGAACUCACACAGAGCAGAAAUCAUAUGAAUGCACAGAGUGUGGGAAGAGAUUCAGUCGGAGUAUCAGUCUUCAGCUGCACCAAAGAACCCACACAGGGGAGAAACCUUUUGAAUGUUCAGAGUGUGGGAAGAGAUUCAGUUGGAGUAAUCAUCUUCAACAGCAUCAAAGAACCCACACAGGGGAGAAACCUUUUGAAUGCACAGAGUGUGGGAAGAGAUUCAGUCAGAGUAGUCAUCUUACAGAGCAUCAAAGAACCCACACAGGGGAGAAACCAUUCAAAUGCACAGAGUGUGGAAAGAGAUUCAGUCACAGUAGCAGUCUUCAAGGCCAUCAAAGAACCCACACAGGGGAGAAGCCUUUUGAAUGCUCAGGGUGUGGGAAGAGAUUCAGUUGGAGUAAUAGUCUUCAAAAGCAUCAAAGAACCCACACAGGAGAAAAACCUUUUGAAUGCUCAGAGUAUGGAAAGAGAUUCAUUCAGAGUAAUACUCUUCAAGACCAUCAAAGAACCCACACAGGGGAGAAACCUUUUGAAUGCUCGGAGUGUGGGAAGAGAUUCAGUUGGAGUGGCAGUCUCCAACAGCAUCAUGCAAGUCACACGGGAGAAAAACCUUUUGAAUGCAUAGAGUGUGGAAAGAGAUUCAGUCACAGUAGCAGUCUUCAAGGGCAUCAAAGAACCCACACAGGGGAGAAACCUUAUGAAUGCUAAGAGUGUGGAAAGA